Amaranthus tricolor (Joseph's coat) is the source of this 1567-nucleotide messenger RNA. RefSeq lists its product as uncharacterized. Lineage: Eukaryota; Viridiplantae; Streptophyta; Magnoliopsida; Caryophyllales; Amaranthaceae. The transcript has a single exon. The record is from RefSeq and is a predicted model, not a curated record. The coding region runs from base 38 to 802 and encodes 254 amino acids.
ACUACUUUAGAACUCCACUACAUUUGUUACCAAAAAUAUGAAUAAUAUUCAUCAUUCCAAAUAUCUUCAAUCCAUCAAAACCAAAGAUAUUGUUGUUGAUAAUAUGAAGCAAGGAAGAACACGAAGAUUACUAUAUCGGGAUAUUUCUAAUUUAAGCAACAAUUCAAUGGAAGGCGGCGGUGGUGGUGGUGGCGGCGAUGGCAGUGGUGGAGGCGGUGGAUACCACGCACAAUCACCGGCUUCUGUGCCUUUUAUUUGGGAAUUAAGCCCCGGUACUCCCAAACGUCAUGUUAGUAUAAACAAUAAGGUUUGUAAUAAUAUUGAAAGUCAUGAACCUGAUCAAUUUCUUCCUCCUCUUACACCUCCACCAUCCUACCAAUAUAAUAAUAGUAUUAGAAAAAGAUCACCAUCUAUUACUAAGAAAAAGAAACAAAAUGAUGCCAAUACUAAAAAUAGUAACCUUAUACAAACCGUAUUUCCUAGGUUAUCUCUUAAAAGAGAUCAUCCUCCAUCACUAUCAUCAUCUCCGUCGACUAAAUCCUCGUCGUCAUCACCACCAUCAUCAUUAGAAAGGCGCAGGUUAUCGUUUGACUCGAGGGCGGAGAUAGAAGCCGAAAUGUUUACUUACAACGGCUAUAAAUCCUACGUGGUACGAUCAAGUCCUUCUCGACAAGGUAAAAGAUCGGAAGAGGAGGAGAACGAUGUGGUAGACGGUGGUGAUUCACCGGUUUCUACGUUGUGUUUCAGGCGAUUUACUUGUUGUAAUGUUAAGUUACGAGGUUUUUAUUCGACAUGGUUCUAAAUAGUUGUCGUCUUUAAAUUUGCUACUUUACGCAUAAAUAGAUUACGACAACUUAAUUGCUUACAUUGCUUACAUGCAUUAGGUGAUAUAUUAAAGUUGUUUGAAUUUCUAUUUUUUAUUUCAAACUUUUGAAAUUUUUUUCCAAAUAGAUCCAUUUUAUGAAAGGAUCUAAUUGUUGUGAAGUGUAAUACUCUACAUGCAUAUAUUUUAUGGCAGGGUCUACAUCCUUACUGUAUAACAAUCACUUUUAUUUUGUAAUCUGUAUAUUGAUUGAUUAUGCAUGCAUGUUAUAUGUUACAACUUACAAGUCUUUAACAAACAUAAUUGUUAUGUUUGAGGAUUAUAUAUGCUCAAUUCAACUCUUUCAAGGUAUAGUAAAAAUUAAUGCCGAAUUAUUGGUACAAAAUGAUUAGAAGUUGCGCUACUUAAUGAAAUAAUUACUUAUCAAUUCUUAAAAUAAAUUUCAAUAGAAGUUUAGUGACGAAUCAUGACUCAUAAAUUAGGGGAAAUAUAGUUAUUAUUUAAAUAAGAAAAACUAAAGUGCAAGGGUUUGGCCAAGAAUCAAACUCAGAGUAAAAAUAGAGCUGGAGGAUGCAACCCUCCUCUCCUUGUUAGCACAAUAUGAUAAAUGAAAGCUAUAUCAGGUUUUACUAAAUGAAAAAUAAGAUAAAAACAACAAUAAGAAAUAUUAAAAGGACAUAAUAAUAUAUGAGGUAUUUUGAAUACCUCCCCCUCAACAAUAAUUUAUUUAUAUUAGAUUUAACA